Prunus avium (sweet cherry) is the source of this 1237-nucleotide messenger RNA. Its product is annotated as protein DMR6-LIKE OXYGENASE 1-like. The record is from RefSeq and is a predicted model, not a curated record. NCBI's taxonomy places the organism in Eukaryota, Viridiplantae, Streptophyta, Magnoliopsida, Rosales, Rosaceae.
AUGGGAGAAGUCAACCCGUCAUGCAUCCUUUCAGAAGAACACAGGCCCAAACAUGUCAUCACUGAAGGUGAAGGAAUCCCAUUGAUCGAUCUCUCUCCAAUAACCAACAGGGAAGGGUUAUCAGCUGAUCCUAAUAAGGCAGUGGAAGAUCUUGCUGCUAAGAUAGGUGAGGCUUGCAGGACUUGGGGGUUCUUCACCGUGAUCAACCAUGGCGUGCCUUUGGGCAUCCGGAGAAGAAUCAUGGAGGUGGCACGGGAAUUUUUCGCAUUGCCGGUGGAGGAGAAGAAGAAAGUGAGCAGAGAGGACCAUAACACGGCUGGGUUUCAUAACGAUGAGCAUAGCAAAGACUUUAAGGAUUGGAAAGAGGUUUAUGAUUUUUAUGUUAAUGAUGGGAUGCUAAUGCCGGCUUCCCAUGAACUUGAUGACCCUGAAAUUGUUCCAUGGUUCACUCCAUGGCCCGAGAACCUACCGGAGUUCAGGGAGACAUGCGAAGAAUAUGGUGGAGCAUGUGAGAAGCUAUUCUUCAAUUUGUUGGAACUUGUCAGCCUCAGCUUAGGCUUACCCCCCAAGAGGUUGCAUGGGUACUUUGAGAAUCAAGCAAGCUUUGCCCGACUCAAUUACUACCCUCCAUGUCCCAAACCGGAGCUUGUUCUUGGCACCGGUGGACACAAGGACCCCAGUGCUCUAACCGUCCUCGCUCAAGAAGAUGUCGAAGGCCUCGAUGUGCUUCGAAAAUCAGAUGGAGCAUGGAUUCGUGUCAAGCCUGUCCCGGAUUCCUUUGUCAUCAAUGUUGGCGAUGUUCUUCAGGUAUGGAGCAAUGACCUUUACGAAAGUGUCGAGCAUCGGGCCGAGGUGAAUGCAGAAACAGAAAGGUAUUCCAUCCCUAUAUUUUUUCACCCCUCUCAUGAUGUAACCAUGAAGCCGUUGGAUGAGUUGGUUGAUGAACAAAGCCCGGCCAAGUACCCCGAAUACAAGGCAGGGAAGUGGCUGAAUUUGAGGAUGUAUAAUAACUACAAGAAACAUGGCUUCUAUAUGCGGAUGACUGACUACAAGGUUGCUGCUUAGUUAGCCCCAUGGAUAUCUGCUCCAAGUGGCUAAAUCUGGGUGUUUCGUGCAUGCGAUCAUCGAAUAAUCAAUGGCUAUAUAUAAUAUGUCAAAAUAAAAAGGCCUUCGGCUUUGUAUGAUGUUCAAGUUAUUUGUCUUACAAAAUUAAAAUAAAAUGAACUGAGCUUCAAAA